AUGAUAUUCCAGGUGCUACCGAGCAACACAAAACCCUGGUACCGUACCAAGCAUCUGAUGCUGCUCAACUUCUUUAUCGCAAUCCCCUUGCUGUCUGCGUCUGCUGUUGGCUUCGAUGGCGCUAUGAUGAACGGUCUACAGACUUUGCCUCAGUGGCGUAAUACCUUCGGCAAUCCCACUGGCGCUCUCCUCGGCUUUAUGAAUGCAGUUUAUCCAAUUUCCAAGGUCAUCGGAUUGUUCCCUGCAACCUGGAUCGGAGACAGAUACGGAAGGAAGAAGGUGAUGUAUAUUGGCUUCAUCCUUCUUCCCAUCGGGGCGGCUUUGCAAGGUGCCUCGCAAAAUACCGCCAUGUUCAUCGGCGCCCGAUUUGUGAUUGGUUUCGCGACGUCGUUUCUCGCCCAACCUUCACCUAUCCUGGUGACAGAGUUGGCAUAUCCGACACACAGGGCAAAGGCGACUGCUCUGUACAACACAUGCUUUUACUUUGGGGCCGUUCUCGCCGCUUGGUCAACGUAUGGAACUUUCAGGAUCGCAUCGACGUGGUCCUGGAGGAUCCCAUCCAUACUUCAACAAGCCAUCCCUCUUUUUCAAACUAUCUUCGUCUUCUGGGUCCCAGAGUCUCCUCGGUUGGUUAACUCUCACCUCCCCCCAAGAUGCCACUGCGCCAUUACUAACCAUACCAGCUGGCUAAUGGCCAAUAACAAGGAAGAUGAAGCCCGGCGUAUCUUGAGGAAAUAUCACGGUGGUGGCGAUGAAAGCUCUCCUUUGGUGGAGUUUGAGCUAAAAGAGAUCACCCAAGCUUUACAAAUCGAAAGGGCGAGUGAACAAUCCCGCAGCUACCUCGAGCUUAUGCGCACUGGCCCCAAUCGGCACCGCACCGCGCUCGCUUUUCUCAUCGCGUUCUUCACGCAGUGGAACGGCUGCAGCGUCUUAUCCUACUAUUUGACGCUCGUUCUCAACACCAUCGGGAUCACUGAGCCUGCUCAACAGACACUUAUCAACGGUAUGCUGCAAAUCUUCAACUGGGUAGUUGCUGUCUGCGGCGGUGCCCUUCUGGUAGACCGCGUUGGCCGUCGUUCGUUAUUCCUCGUGGGCACUGGCGGCAUGAUGCUUUCCUACAUUGCUUGGACUAUUUUGAACGCCAAAUUCGCGAAAACCCAAGAUCAACGUAUGGGAACCGCUGUCCUAGUUUUCAUCUUCGUCUAUUAUUUCUUCUACGAUAUUUCCUGGACUCCUCUGCCGAUUGCUUACACCGCCGAGAUCUUCCCUUAUACCCUAAGAGGUCGAGGAAUGACGACCAAUUAUGUCGGCACAUAUCUCGGGCUCAUCAGCGGACAGUUCAUCAAUCCGAUCGCAAUGAAGGAUAUCGGCUGGCGAUACUACAUCGUGUUUUGCGGUAUACUAUUCCUUAUGGUUAUCGCAAUCUACUUUUGGGUCCCAGAAACAAAGGGUCGCACUUUGGAAGAGAUCGCAGAGAUCUUCGAUGGUCCCCGAAGUCAUUUGACUGCAGUUGCCAAUAAUAACAGUCCAAAAGUCUCUACAGAGAUACUCGAAGUGGAAGUUGGAAAGGGCACAGAAACUCGAGUUUAA
Molecule: messenger RNA, 1590 nt
Organism: Clonostachys rhizophaga
Lineage: Eukaryota; Fungi; Ascomycota; Sordariomycetes; Hypocreales; Bionectriaceae
Source: the annotation of a GenBank genome assembly